Molecule: messenger RNA, 957 nt
Organism: Brassica napus (rape)
Lineage: Eukaryota; Viridiplantae; Streptophyta; Magnoliopsida; Brassicales; Brassicaceae
Exons: 4
Coding region: 81-551 (156 amino acids)
Source: RefSeq, a predicted model, not a curated record
ACUUUUAGUAAGUUGUGGCUUUAUGAAUUAUUAACCGUGGGAUCUGUGUAUGGUGUUGGAACUUGCUGAUGUAAAAUAAAAUGUUUCUGUUUUAUUUUCUAAAAAAUGUUGAUCAAUUCAUGUUCUUCUCUACACAUGAAGAAGUUACGUGCAAUGGACAUAAUUUUCAAAUAAAGCUCGAGUUAAUUGCACUUUUCCUUCAGUUGAGAAGCCUUAGAAUCUUGAAAACAACCGAAGCAGGCUUAAUGUCCGGAAGUCCCGGUAUAGAAUCAAUUCCGGAAUUACCAAAGCUCGAGUCCCUUGACCGUUUCAAUGCUAAGAACCAGAAGUUCUACGCUGAAAAUGAUUCAAGGUUCAAAGAAUCUCCAAUACUCAAGAAGCUACUCGAGAACUCCAAACUAAACAAAGAAAAGAAUGAAAAAGCUAUUCAAGACAAGUAUUGUCUAAGAGGAGCAGAGUGGGGAGUAGGAGACUGUUCAACCAAUGGAAUAACAGAUGAAGAGAAGGAACAAUUCAUCACAAUGUUGAAGAAGAAGACUGGUCUUGAAUAACAUUUUCAAAAUCACAGUUAUUUAUGUUGAAUUAGAGAAUGAGAUAAUCUAUGCUAAUGUAGAUCAAAUCAUUUUGAUAUCCACGAGAGAAAGUGAAGCAAUACCAUUCACAACCACUGAUUUAUCAGCUCCAGAGCCUUCAUCUUCUUUAUCAGCAUCAACCGCCACAAUGUCCUCUGGUUUCUUCUCGUUGGCCACAAGCAGCUUGAAGACAUGAAAGGCCUCUCUAUCUGAAUUUUCUUGAUUGGUUCUCUAAGUAGAUUCAUCAUGAUUCUAAAAUUAUCCAUCAACACAUGUCUCUUCAUAAAGUAGCUUCCUCUCUCCAGCAACCUCGUGUUGUACUCUAUCAUCUUAAGUAACUCCGUACAAUCUGUUUCAAAGAUAACGAAAUGGAUGUUUUUUAUCA